Calliphora vicina (urban bluebottle blowfly) is the source of this 618-nucleotide messenger RNA. Its product is annotated as cuticle protein LPCP-23-like. The record is from RefSeq and is a predicted model, not a curated record. Bases 104 to 616 code for a protein of 170 amino acids. NCBI's taxonomy places the organism in Eukaryota, Metazoa, Arthropoda, Insecta, Diptera, Calliphoridae. The transcript is spliced from 2 exons.
GUGCUGGUGACAGGAAUGGUAUCAGUUUUUAAUUAAACAAUUAGCGAGCAAUACAGACCUUCUGUGAAUUUGACAAAAAAUAAAAAUAAACUAAAAAAUCAAAAUGUUCAAGUUGGUGGUAUUGUCUGCUCUCCUCGCCGUAGCUGCUGCUCGUCCCGGUCUCUUCGAAUCUCCCGUUGUCUACUCCGCCCCUGCCUCUACCGUUACCGUACAAGAAUCCGGUCUCGCUCAUGUCGGCAAUGUAGUCAAGAGUGUACCCUCAGCCAUCUCUCACCACAGCAAUUCCGUUGUACACAGCACAGCUCACACUGUCGAAGAUGUCGUAGCCCCAGCCGUUAAAACCACUGCCUACACAACCAAAACAUUGGCUACACCCGUAGUGGAAAGUUAUGCUGUUGCCCAGGAAGUACCCACUGUUGUAAAGACUAUUGAAUCUGCUCCCUUAGUGCAAACUUAUGCUGCUGCUCAUGCUCAUUCUCCUGUCGUGCACACUUAUGCUGCCGCUCCUGUAGUACACUCAUAUGCUGCCGCACCAGUGGUACACUCUUAUGCUGCUCCUGUAACCACAUAUGCUGCUUCAUCACCUUUGACCUAUACCGCUACUGGUGUGUGGUAAGA